Messenger RNA from Kwoniella shivajii, 3507 nucleotides. RefSeq lists its product as uncharacterized. Gene Ontology annotation, molecular function: metal ion binding; metalloendopeptidase activity. The coding region runs from base 1 to 3507 and encodes 1168 amino acids. Gene Ontology annotation, biological process: peptide catabolic process. Gene Ontology annotation, cellular component: cytosol; mitochondrion. Lineage: Eukaryota; Fungi; Basidiomycota; Tremellomycetes; Tremellales; Cryptococcaceae. The transcript has 16 exons. The record is from RefSeq and is a predicted model, not a curated record.
AUGUUACCUCUUCUGAGAAAUAGUAGAGGUGCAUUAUCAUUAUCAUUACCAAGAUCGAAUAAAUCAAUCAUCACCUUCACCUCCACUUCAACCUUCCAACAUUCAAAACGACUGCUCAGCGUUCCUUCCGCACGAUCCAUCAUUAAUACGGACAAAAGACGCCUGCCGCUGAAGAUCGAAAGUGGACUGCAACACAAAGUAGAGGUCAUUUCAUCACCAACCCGAUUGAAUAGAAGAGGUUACGCUUCUGUCGCUUCUGUCGAUCCUAAAACACAUUUACCAAAAAAUCCAAUAAUGUCAUCACCUUAUUCACCGUGUCCACCAAUCCCCAAAGCUACUGGACCUGUCAAUCUCAUCUUACCACCAACAGAGGAUAGAUCACAUAAAUAUUUUACCCUGCAGAAUGGUUUGGAGGUUAUAGUGGUUUCAGAUGUAAAAGCGGAUAAAGCUGCUGCUUCCAUGGAUGUCGGCGUGGGUCAUUUAAGUGAUCCGGUGGAUUUACCGGGUUGUGCACAUUUCUGUGAACAUCUUCUUUUUAUGGGUACUAAAUCAUACCCCUCGGAAAAUGCUUAUCAGCAAUUCCUUACUUCCCACAAUGGUCAUUCCAACGCUUGGACAGCUAUGACCUCUACUAACUAUUUCUUCGACGUUGCUCCUGACGCUUUAGAAGGUGCUUUAGAUAUGUUUUCUGGAUUCUUCGUCGAGCCUUUGUUCAAUGAGGACUGUACAGAACGUGAGAUCAAAGCUGUUGACUCGGAACAUAAGAAGAAUAUCCAAAACGAUGUUUGGCGAUUCUUCCAACUUGAGAAAUCAUUAUCAAAACCAAAUCAUCCUUAUGGGAAAUUCGGUACAGGUAAUUAUGAGACAUUAUGGUCAAAACCCAAAGAAGCAGGAAGGGAUCCACGUAAACAAUUAAUUGAAUGGUGGGAAAAAGAAUAUUGUGCAAGAAGAAUGAAAUUGGCUAUUGUUGGUAAAGAAGAUGUUGAAACUUUGGAAAAAUGGGUCAAAGAAAGAUUCGAGAAAGUUCCAAUUAGAACUGAAGGUAAAUCUGAUACUGGAUCUGAUGGUGUAAGAAUCACUUUUGAAGAAAGUCCUUUCGGUGAAGAACAAGUUGGUGAAUUCACCUUCGCUAAACCUGUCAGAGAUAUGAGAGGUCUAGAAAUCACUUUCCCCUUCCCUGACCUCGAUCACCUCUAUCAAAGUAGGCCCACACACUUCCUUGCACAUUUCCUUGGUCAUGAAGGUAGAGGGUCCAUCUUAUCUUACCUGAAAAAGCGCGGAUGGGUAAAUUCCCUUCGAGCGGGAAAUCAUCAUGACGCUGCUGGAUUCUCAUUGUUCAAAGUUACGGUUGAUUUGACUCCAGAAGGUCUUGAACAUUACAAAGAUGUCGCACUGGUGAUAUUCAAGUAUAUUUCCCUUUUACGAUCCAAACCGCCUUCAGAAGAAGCUUUCAAUGAAAUCAAAGCGAUUGCAGAUAUAUCAUUCAAAUUUGCAGAAAGAGGAAGAACUUCAUCAUAUUGUGCAAACUUAUCAGGAUUCAUGCAAUCUCCCGUACCUAGAGAAAAAGUCAUUUCGUCAAAAUGGUUAGUAGAAGAAUAUAAACAAGAUGAAUUAGAAGCCGCAUUGCAAUUAUUAGAUCCUAGAAGAGCAAUUAUCGGUGUAACGUGCAAGGAUGUACCUAAAGAUGUUACAGGAACCUUUGACAAAAAGGAGGCAAUCUAUGGAACGGAAUAUAAGAGAGUUAAAUUUGACAAAGAUUUCUUGACAGAGGCAAUGUCAGGAAAGAGACUUGAAGAAUUACAAUUACCUGGACCGAAUCUUUUCAUUCCCGAGAAGUUGGACGUUGAGAAAUUUGAAGUCGCCGAACCUGCCAAACGACCUAUGCUGCUGAAAGAUACCCCUGCAUCUCGACUAUGGUAUAAACGUGAUGAUCGAUUCUGGCAACCGCGUGCGAAUCUUGAUAUUCUUCUUCACACACCCAUUUUACAGACAACUCCACGAAAUGCCGUCCUCGCUCGACUUUACUGCGAUCUCUUCACCGACUCGAUAACGGAAGAUGUUUACGAUGCCGACCUCGCUGAGCUAUCUUUCAGUUUAUGGAACGAGCAUCAAUGGAUCGGUAUCUCUGCUGGAGGAUUCAGUGAUAAACUUGCUGUUUUGACUGAAACUAUGCUGCAGAAAUUCAAGAAUUUCAAGGUCGAUGAAGGACGGUUCAAGGAGGUUGUGGAAGCUACCCGACUUGAGUGGAAAAACUUUGCUUUAUCUGACCCAUAUGGCAUCGCCCUAUUCUGGGAUGCUUAUGUAUCAAGAGAAACAGCUUGGACGCAAGAGGAGAGACUGAAGGAGCUUGAGCACAUAACAUCUGCCGAUGUUGAGGCAUUCGGCAAAGAGGCGCUUUCAAGGUUGUUCAUCGAAACUUUGAUUCAUGGUAACACAACCCCAGAAGGAGCGAAAGAAAUUCAAAACAUGGUUGAAAAGGUGCUACAACCUCGUCCGUUGUCAGCAUCAGAAAUCAAAGCUCCUCGAUCGCUUGUUCCCCCUCCAUCUUCUGAACACAUCUGGGCUCUUGACGUACCUAACAAAGCCGAAGUCAACGGAGCUGUAGUAUAUCAUUUACACGUUGGAGAUCCUACAGACGUUCUAUUGAGAAAUACUUUGUCGCUAUUCAGUCAAAUAUCAUCUGAACCAGCUUUCGACGUACUACGAACCAAACAACAAUUAGGUUACAUAGUCUUUUCACACGCCUCAAGCUCAGCAGGAUCAAUGGGAUAUUCGAUUAUCGUCCAAUCUGAGAAAUCAACUGAAUUUGUGGAAAACAGAAUUGAAAGUUUCCUUGACGGGUUAAAAGAAACGAUCGAAUCGCUAUCAGAGGAAGAAUUUGAGAAACAUAAGAUCAGUUUAAUAGCUAAGAAAGAAGAGAAACCAAAGAACCUCACAGAAGAAACCAGACGAUUCUUGGGUAGAGUCAAAGAUAGAUACUACGAAUUUGGUAAACGUGAAAAGGAUGUUGAGGCAUUAAAGAAAAUUACGAAAUCAGAUAUCAAAUCUUUGUUCACCAAGUACAUCACAACCGAAUCAAAAGAAAGAUCAAAACUAUCGAUUCACUUGAAAUCGCAAUAUAAGGGACUCAAAUUUGAUCCAUCAUCAGCAGGGCCAUUAAUUGAAAAUUUCUUAAAAGCAGGUAUAACAAUUGAUCAAUCUUCAAUAAGUAAAUUACUAUCUUCAAAUCCUACAUUGGAUAUAGUUAAAUCAUUCGCCAUCUCAGCUAUUCAUAAUUCGCCUGUAACAGAUGAAGUCAAAUCUCAACUAAAAGAAACUGUAUCCAACUUGAAAGGUUCUUCUACAGACGAUAAAGCCGUAGCUGAAAAUCAAGAUCAAAUCAAGGAAGAAGGAGGUAUUAGAAAGAGUAACGUUUACAUCGAAGAUAUAAAUCAAUUCAAAGCUGGUUUGAUACCUUCUAGAGCUGCAAUCCCAGUUGAACCCAUUAAAUCAUUAGCUAAACUUUAA